This is a messenger RNA of Paracoccidioides lutzii Pb01, 1290 nucleotides long. RefSeq lists its product as hypothetical. Gene Ontology annotation, molecular function: protein-macromolecule adaptor activity. The transcript has 4 exons. The record is from RefSeq and is a predicted model, not a curated record. Gene Ontology annotation, biological process: vesicle-mediated transport. The coding region runs from base 1 to 1290 and encodes 429 amino acids.
AUGUCAUCCCCGCGACAGCUCGGGAAGAAAUCCUCCAAUAAGACAACAGUCCCCAACAUCUCAAGCCCGCGCCGCCUCCUAAUUCUAACUCCCGCACCGCAAUCCCACUCCAUCAUCCCUCCGUUUCUUCACAGCCUAACCGGAGCUGCCGUAACCCAUGCGCAGCAAGCUACGAACGUCGUCCAGCUAGAUGGAAGGGCAGACCCCGCCACAUCGGCGGGAGUAUCAUCCACGUUCGCUGGAUACACUACGCAUUCCCCGCUACAGAUAGCGACAAAAUAUUACACGGCAGAUAUACCAAUAUGGGUCGACGAGCUGCCCUUACCUCCUAUAUCCACACCAUCCCUACCGCAAUCGCAGUCUACCACCGAAGAAUCUAUAUCUCUACUGACAGAACCCCAGCUUCCCCUACAAAACGGUUCCUUAACUUGGAAAUCUGAAUUCCUUUCUGAUGAAGCCCGUGAGGUACGGGAUGUCAUUGGGGCUAUUAUUGUCUGCAUAGAGAAACCAGCCAUAAUACAACCAGUUCCUCGCCCCAAUGGUGGCCCUGACAUUUCUCAAGCUACGGAAAACGGGAAUAUGUGCGUACGGUAUCUUAAAGAGCUGUUGAGCGUUGUUGCGGAGGUCAGGAAUCGGAUUGAAGAGGAACGGGGAGGAGCUGGAGAAGUUCCUGGGUUAGUUGUAUUGGUGGGGAAGAUUGAAGGAGGUAAAAAGGGUGAGGGAAAGGGUAGGAGUGGUGCAGAAGGGCUCGAUAGCUUGGAGAACGGUGACUAUGGUGAUGCACAAGAACAGAUUAUGGAAUUUAGCACUAGGUGGUGGGAAGAACAGCUGUCUGAAAUGGGCCAUUUUGAAUUGGAAGUCGUGACUUGGGAUCCAAAAGAGGAGGAGACGAAGGAGAAGAGGAAUGUGUUUGGAGAACUCGAAGGCAUGGCACGAAUAAGGGAAGUCUUACACACGAAUGAGUGGACCUCAAGUAACCAUGGAGACCUCUCUGCGAACUUCUUACUCGAGUCCGACGAAGAAAGUGGUUUUGAUAAGGAAGUCAGUGAACUAGAACGUGAAAUGUUUGACCUGCGGUUGGCGAUUGAAAAAGGGGGUGAUCACAACGGUGAUAAUGAAGGGGAAGGGGGCAUACGCAACGACAGCGAUGUAGAUGAACGUCAUAUUGAAAACAUGGAUGGGUUGAUGUUGAGGAUGCAGGCUAUUAAAGAUAUGGCUGCGGAAUUACCAGAAGCAGAAAGGAAGGUGUUUGCUGUUAAAGCUAUCAAUGAUAUUAUGAAAGACAUGUGA